Sphaerulina musiva SO2202 is the source of this 1101-nucleotide messenger RNA. Its product is annotated as SAICAR synthase-like protein. NCBI's taxonomy places the organism in Eukaryota, Fungi, Ascomycota, Dothideomycetes, Mycosphaerellales, Mycosphaerellaceae. The record is from RefSeq and is a predicted model, not a curated record. The transcript has a single exon. Gene Ontology annotation, molecular function: phosphatidylinositol kinase activity. The coding region runs from base 1 to 1101 and encodes 366 amino acids. Gene Ontology annotation, biological process: phosphatidylinositol metabolic process.
AUGACACGUCGAGAACAGGUGACGGCGAGCUGCAUUACACACUCCAUCAUCUACAGCUCAGAAAAGGGCCCUGGCAUCUUCACUCGCAUCCCCAACUACUUCUGCCUGUACUGCCUCGAAUUGCAGUGUGUCAACCAACAACUAUUCCAAGCGCUACGCCACGGCGCCUGGCACCUCGAUGAGAGCGAAUUCAAGGCCAGCUUUGGCGCCAACGAUGAGCACAAGAGGUUGCUCAAAGCCAUCAAAGGACAUAUGGGCCUCUCCGGCUCCACCUUCUUCACCACACACGAUGAAGAGUACAUCAUCAAGUCCAUUCCUCGCCGUUUUGAGUCCUCCUUCUUCAAGAACGAUCUGUUGCAACCCUAUGCCGAGUACAUGUAUCACAACCCCAAUAGUCUCCUGACGCGAAUCACCGCGUUUCUCGCAUGCUAUCAAUGCAGUAUCGGCACCUUGUUGAAUAUUACACCCACACAUCACAUCGUCAUGGAGAAUUUACUCCACGGAAAACGAGAUGACUGGGAAGACUAUGACCUGAAACCCAUGUCCUACUUUUAUCCCGAACGAGACAUUGCUCAUGGAGCACUGUCGAGCGAGGCCACCAAGACCAAGUUGGCCGACAACUUCCCCGACAAGCUCAUUCUGACUCUCGAUCAAGCUGAAGAUCUCAAAGCACAACUCCAAAAAGAUACCAGAUUACUCGCCAAUUGCAAUACUGUCGAUUACUCGCUGAUGCUCGUCCGAAUACCCAUUCCCGCUGACCCUUCUUCCUCUUCUGAUAAUGAUGCUGCGAAACCCGCCUCCACGAAUGAAGGAGAAGGAGAAGAAGAAGGAAACUUGCCACCGAGAGGCAAACCUCCCGUGAUUGCACCACCCAGUUGGCGCACCUCCAUCACAUCCGCAGACGGAAAAUGGAAAUAUCGAGCGAGCGUCCUAGAUUUCUUCUGGAGUAAACACAAAGUCUACGCUCGAGUGAUGACUGCCCUCAUUAGUGUAUACAAUACGGUGGAUCGACAGGGGCAUAUGAGUAUUACGACUGAUAGUGGAGAGUAUCGUCAACGGUUUUUGCAAAUGAUCAAUGAUUUGAUUGAAGUGAGGGCGUGA